Anopheles arabiensis is the source of this 612-nucleotide messenger RNA. It is a transcript of the gene Uxt, whose product is annotated as protein UXT homolog. The transcript is spliced from 2 exons. The record is from RefSeq and is a predicted model, not a curated record. Gene Ontology annotation, cellular component: cytoplasm; prefoldin complex. Gene Ontology annotation, biological process: regulation of DNA-templated transcription; protein folding. NCBI's taxonomy places the organism in Eukaryota, Metazoa, Arthropoda, Insecta, Diptera, Culicidae. Bases 111 to 554 code for a protein of 147 amino acids.
AUUUGCUAAACAUAAACAAACAGCAGUUUUUGCCGGGCACAAAAACUCCUAGAGCAAUAAAGUAGGUUUGGCUGCAUAACCGUUUAAGGUACCCUUUGCCGGAUUCCAAAAUGGUCACACAGCGUAUGUCGACGGAGGACGUGGAAGCGUUCGUCCACGAGCAUCUGAAGGAGGAUUUACGGAUGUACGAAACGCAAUUGAAGCUGAUCAACGCAGAAAUUAUGGAGUAUGUGCAGUUAAAGAAUAUGAUCGAAACAAUCUUGGGGCAGGAGCGACGCGAGGAGUUCAAGACGCAGGUCAACAUCGGUGGGAACAUGUUCAUGAAGGCACGUGCUGACAGCGUCGAACACAUACUGGUGGACGUUGGGCUAAAGGUUUAUGUAGAGUUUACGAUUGAAGAAGCUUCACGGUAUGUGGACGUGAAAAUCAAAGUGUUAACCAAACAGGCAGACACUAUUCGCGACAAAAGCAUCGAAACGAGAGCCAAUAUUAAGCUCGCUCUGCUUGUGAUAGGCGACUCACAGCGACUUCACACGAUGCAAGACAAUCGGUGAGGUUUAUUAAACGGUAAAAUAAGCUGAAAGAAUAAAUACACAAUUUAUGGUUAACUAA